AUGGGAGACAACUCUGUCAUGAAAUUAUUGUAUCUUUCAGAAAAUAAACUGAAGCCGAUCCCCUCUAUUAUCCACGUUGUUGAUUACACUGUUUAUUAAAAUAAUAUACUAAUCUGUCUGUUGAAAAUUUGAGUGAAUAAGUAAGUGAAUGUCAAAUAGACCUGCAGUUGAGCAACAUGCACACGCACGGAGCACACGCGCUCAACAAAUGUUGACCGCCGUAAUUGUCUUUUCACGGAUGCAAAUUAACACUAUCAGGCUAGCCCCAUGCAGUUGGUUGUAAUUAAUUUUUAAUUUUAAUUUUUAACUUCAGAUCUGGACGUUGUAAUUAGCGCUUGUGAAACUGAAAAAUUGAAUUUGUCGUCAUCAUUUAAAAUAAGGGUAACGCUAUUUUUCAGGACCCGGUUGUAUCAAACUUUAAUGAUGCAUUAACGUGUCAUUAAACCUUCAUUAACUAAUGCAUCAUUAAAUCCAGUUGUACUAACGUUUUAAUGACGUCGUGGUGUCAUUAGCGCGUCACUAACUUAAUGAAGGUUCUGGGGCAUCAUUAGCGUGUCAUUAAAAACAAACAUGGCCGCGAACAUAUUGUUUGAACGCUUAGGACGCACAAGGAAAGACCGUGUUUUCAGAAAACGAACUCAACACCUCGAAUCCAUGAGCGAGGAAGAAGUAAGGGCACGCUACCGUUUUGGGAAGGCAAGCAUCGGAUAUAUCUGCGAUCUUGUGAGAGAUGAAUUACAGCCCAAAUCUUCAAGAUCGCACGCACUUAGUGUUGAACUACAGGUUCUGGUAGCCCUACGUUUCUUUGCAAGUGGAAGUUUCCUGCAAAUCACUGGCGACACAAUAGGGAUAGACAAAUCAACAGCCUCACGAGUUGUGAGGAAAGUUUCCCUUGCCAUUGCGUCUCUUGUGCCCAAGUUUGUUACCUGGCCGUCCGAGAGGGAUAUAGGCGACAUUAGAAAGGAUUUCUACAAUAUAUCUAGAUUUCCUGGAGUCAUCGGAUGUAUCGAUGGGACACAUGUACGGAUACAGGCACCAUCAGACAGCGAACCUGCCUUUGUCAAUAGGAAAGGCUACCAUUCGAUCAACGUUCAAGCAGUGUGUGACAGCCAAGGUAAAUUUACUAACUUAGUGGCGAGAUGGCCAGGCAGUACGCAUGACAGCCACGUGUUCAAGAUGAGUAACGUGCGGCAACACCUGGAAACACACCAUACGACUCUACAAGACGGCGUUAUUCUCGGUGACAGUGGAUACGCAUGUCGUCCGUAUUUGAUGACUCCGUAUCUAAAGCCAUCUAGCCCCGAGCAAGAGCGAUUCAACUCUUCCCAUAAAAGAACAAGGUCAACCAUAGAAAGAGCAUUUGGGUGGCUCAAACGGCGUUUCCAUGUUCUGCACGGUGAAAUCAGGAUGAGCCCAGAGAGAGUUUGCACCAUCAUUGGUGCUUGUGCUGUGUUGCAUAAUCUGGCGAUAAUUCUUCGUGAACCCAUGCUGGAUGUUGAUGGAGAGGACGACAGUAACAUUGAAGGGCAAUAUACAGGUCCCGAAGAUGGACGGGGCAUCCGUGAUUACAUCACAAGGCACUAUUUCACUAACUGAAAUGGUCAAACUGUCUCUGCUUUAAUAUAACUAUACAGAAGAAUGCAGAGAUACCAUCUGUUGUCACUGAAGAAAUAAGUUGACAGUGUUCGCUGUAUGUAUUUGUCAAUGCGUGCAAUUUUCUCUUUUCGUGUUGAAUCAAAGGGAUAUGGUUUCCCAGCUUUGUUUAACUUUAAUUUAGAUUACUGCGUAAAUAUUGUCCAGUGUACAGUGCACAUUUCCCUUCAGAAAAAUACGGCUAAACGCUACACGCAUACAAUGAGUUUGAAUUUGUUGCACAACGCCAAGACUUCACGGUGAGCAUGUAAGGUUCUUUGUGUAUCUUUAGCAAUGAGUCUAUCACAUUAAUUUUAUUGAAUAUGGUUUAUAUAAAUUUCAUCGAAAUCGUGAAUUAACUGAUCGGUUUAUCUCAUCAACUCAUCGUUAUUGACAGCUACAUACGUAAAGAGCACCCAGCAA
Molecule: messenger RNA, 2055 nt
Organism: Haliotis rufescens (red abalone)
Lineage: Eukaryota; Metazoa; Mollusca; Gastropoda; Lepetellida; Haliotidae
Product: putative nuclease HARBI1
Exons: 4
Coding region: 571-1596 (341 amino acids)
Source: RefSeq, a predicted model, not a curated record